AUCGAAAGUAGCUUACAUGUAAUAAGUUAUUUUCGUUUAAGUUAAAUCUCCCUUCGCUGUAAUAAUUUUGAUCACUUUGUACUUCUGUUUCAAAAUGGCAUUGGAUGGUCUUUUACGGAGCAAACUAAGAAAGGUUAGUAUCCAAAUAUAAUAAAUUGGCUAUUAUCGAGGCCUGUCAUGCAAGCCAUUGGCACUUUAAUAUUCGCGCGUUAGAAGUGAUUUGUCCACUCCGGUGGAUAGCGCUUGCAAAUCUGUUUACCGAUCCGUAAGCAACCACGACGACGACCGGGGACGACGACAACGACAACGUCCACAAAACAAUUGGUUUUAUGAGAAAAAUAACACUGAGCUCUGCACUUUUUUAGACCCUCUUUUUAGUACAUUUCUUUCACGUCCACUGCACGGCUACGACGUGAAAUCCAUCCGGCUCCUAUAAUCAUCAUGCGACGAUUUAUAGAGGACAUACAUACGACAGUGCCUUUCACUUUCUCUUUUUGAAUCUGCAUAAACCUGAGGAAAUUCAACUGCAGGAAAAGUCGCCUACUUUUCACGAAUUGGGCGGGUUCAAAUGUGAAGGGACGCAAAUUCCCUUUUUUUUUUGGUGACGUUUUCACCUAAGAGGCAUCAUGAAACCCUCCUUUCACUUAUCACGAAGGCAGUAGCCGAUGGCCAAGGUAGUCACCGCCGGCCCCAGUGCCGAGUAGUUGCGUGACCAUCGCAAAGUGAGUGUCUUUCUUUUUCGUUUCUGAGAGGAUAGAACAGAAGCCCAUUGGCUAUAUAGUCUGGUCUUCAAAUUAAACGAAGCUUGAAAUUGAGUUUUGAUCAAACGAAACUGCAACAACAGACAUAUAUUGCGUUAUAUUAAACUUGCAAACUGGUGCAUUCUCAUCGCAAAACUAUUAGUGACAAUACUGACAUUACUAUAAGAAACCCUAAAACUUCGAACACAUCUAGCUCGCGAAACAGUCAUUUCCUUGGUGGAGAGUUGGGGAGCAUGGUGAUGAAGCAAGAGGAGAAGCAAAAACAGAAGCGGAAUGGACUGUUAUUGCCUUCGUUUUGUUUAUCAUUACUAUUUUUAUUAUUAUUAUUAUUAUUAUUAUUAUUAUUAUUAUUAUUAUUAUAAGAUAAUAUCUUGAGUGUUAAGGGUGUGCAUUGCGGGGAAUCCCAGUAUGAUUGCUUCACUGCCACUAGAAAGUCCCAACGAUAAUGCGAUAAUGCGAUAAUGCGCUUUACAAUUCAUUGCUUAAUCGCAAAAAAAAGAAAAAGAAAUUAAUGACUUACAAACAACCUCUUCUAAUACUUCUAUAGCCUCACCCGCAGGUGUCUGAGGUAAAACGCCUAGGGAAGAUCACCAGGUCGUAUGGCCUCCGACCCAACUCAUCAUAAGGGCUGCCGCCAUAACCCUGGGGGCGUGGGAUCCCGCUCAUCUAGCCUCAAACUUGCAAUAGUCAUGACAAAUUGUAUAAUUCAUAAACUGAACGGGAUUUUACGACAUGCUCAACUGGGAGCUGGGUGUCAUAGAUAAGUUUUUAAUCUAAUGGUUUUUCUUUGCUUGUUUUUAUCACGUGACACUCUCGAGAAAGUUCGACAAGCUUAAUUUGAAUAGCAAGAAAUGGUCAUUACCUUAAAUUUAAGCUCGUGUUUUGUUUCUCAAACAAGGCUACCUGAAGCUUGUUUUCAGGUAAAAGUUUCUUUUAUUUGUUUUAUUUUAUCAGUAUAAGAAUGCAGAAUUGUGUCGACAAGAUUGUGCAAGAGCACUCCAUCAAUACAACAACCUAACACCUGAUCUGCAAAAGUUCGGUAAGAAAGCUCCUCAUUGUUAUUAUAUCUACGGAUAGCUUGCUGCGAAGGUUCUUUGAACUUCCUAAAGUCAAAAAAACGUGUUUGAAGCUGUCUAGAGUGCUUUCAAAGCUAUUCAGGAUAGACUGGAAUAUAUUCUGAAUCUGUAUUCUUAAUCCGUUUUUAUCGGUUUGGUCAUCCUACGACUAGGUGCAAACUGAAGCCUUUUCGAGCGAUAAGUGGGGCUUUCAUGCCAUUAUUUUCUUGAAAAUCUUAGAUGCUGCGAAUGCACUUUGGUAACUCAGAGGAGCUGUCUCUGAUCGCUCCCCACCGCUGGGAGCGAUCAAAGGUGGCUCAGUUCUUCCAUUUGUGGAUCCCCAGCAAGGAAGAAUUAGUCUAGCAGUGGCGGAUCAAGGGGAGGGGCCCAGGGAGCCCGGUCCCCGUCCCCUUUAUUUUUAGACCAAACUGAGGCCCGAAGGGCCCAAAAAAAUUUUUUGGGAGACCGCCCCCACCCCCCACCCCCUUAUCUUAAGGUCUGGAUCCGGCACUGUCUAGUUCUCUCUUGACCCUAGUUAUAAAAUGUAGCACAAGUAAAUAAUUGCUGAUGACACAACAUAACGGUUACUUAUGAUGCCUUUGCAGUUCAUAAUGAUGGCAGAGAAAGUGAAUUACUGGCUUUGGAUGGAACACUUCCCGUCUCAAUUAGAGGUAGAACUGACUAAACAGAUUGCCCUAUUAACCGCGAAAAAAGCUACCUUUUCCAGAUCAGUAUGUUUUUUUUUUUCGCUUUUCGUACACUCAAAUGAACCUUUCCUUUAUUAGCAACCACGGUUCCUAAUAGUUCUGCACAGCUAAUCUACACCAUCGCCUGAUGAAGAUCAGCCGAGACUACGUGACUGGUUGAAACGUCGCGAUGAAAAAAACACAACAAGUCAAUAUCGUAUUAAAGAUAAACGACAGUGAAAUGCGUUCCAUGCACUUAAAAAGAUGAAUAAUAUGAUUCACUAUAUAUAAUUUUUAUUUCAGUUUUAUUAUCAUUGGUUUUCCUUAUUUAAUUGCCGCAUCACACUGCAUCACUUUUACAUGUUCUUUUAGUUUACUCAAGAUUUACGAAACGUUCUGAUUUUAGCAAGCUCAUCUGACCUUUACGAAGCCCCGACCGCAUCAUCGUGCAUGUUCAAAGUAUUCACAUGCAAUGCAGUUGGUUUUGCGCAUAAUAUGGCACGGUAGGAAACUGUCCUUGUGGACCUGACAAACAUAAUUUUUUGCCCUUAUAUUUCAUACCUAACAUUAUCGAAAUAUCAACCUCAAAACGGAGCACAAAAUUUACUACAAUUCUGAGUUGAAUCAUAUCAUGUGGUGGUUCAAUUUUAUCCUUGGUUUAAAUUUUAUUUCCCUUUUUUUAAACUCAUUGCCAUACAUUAACAUACCCCAAAAUUAAACAAAGGGAAAUAAAGUUCAAACCAAAGAUAAAAGUGAACCACAACAUAUAUUGUUUUUUUAAAAUUAUAGGUGUAACAUACAACAUUCCAGUGUGUGUGUGGCUGCAGGAGAAUCAUCCACAUGUUCCUCCUUUGGUAUUUGUUAAACCCACCAGCAGCAUGGCUAUCAAACCAUCACAUCAUGUGGACACAAACGGCAAAGUUUAUCUUCCUUUCCUGCAUGAGUGGUCUUAUGUAUGUGAAUUGUGCGAGAUUCCCGUUAUGCCUUUAUAUGACGAAACUAAAGCAUGAAACAUUGUUAAGUUUUCUUUACAUGUAUAUGAAGUGCUUUGUGCGCACGUUGACCGGUUGGGCACCCACAAAAAUAGAGAGGAGAAGUGAUGACGUCACAAAAUUUAAUUUGUGAAAUUAUGGGAUAUGUUGGCUCAUCUAAAAACAAAAAGAUGAAAAUGUUCACCUGCUAAAAAAAACGAGCCGAGCCUGUUUAAGUGCAAAUUGGUUGGGAGAUAUAAACACCGUUGUACUCCGAUGACUUCACAUAGAUCCUUUCAAAUCAUAAGCGUUACGAUCCAAAUUUGAAUUUUUAUGAAGUCACACCCCUCGUCUCCUAGACCUUAGGAAAAGCUUUCCUACCCAUGGUGUUUUUUUUUUCAUGGUGUUUCGCUUGGAGGCAUUGGCGGUAGCUCCGCUGCAAGAAAAGUCAGUAUUUUAUGCCACCUAGGAACGUCGACGAAUGUCAUACGGAAAGUACUUUCUUUUAUAUUCAUCGGAGGUUUUUUGCAAGUUUUUUUGUAUUCUUAACAUUUGCACAUGUGGUCCAAAUAAAUUUUUUCUUUUGUUUUAUGUGUUUGAAAUGCCACUGAUCACGAGCUUCUGUGGAAUCAGCCCUUCAAACCAUUGGCAAAAAAUUGUGAUUGAUUAUUCACUAUUCGCUGCAGGCUGUGGUGAUUAAUUCUUCUCUGCAAUGUGGGCAACAAAUCAAAUAUCGGAUUCGUUGCUGUUUCAAUUAUAUAAUGAAACGGCCUUGCAAAGAUAGAGUAAUUUUAAUGCAAUAAAGGUCAGCAUCUUCCAGUUUUUAAGAAAUCAGAGCAUGGCAUUGACAACUGGUAAAUAGCUUAGGUCCUUCUUUGGAGGAAUCAGUUUUACCGAUCACUCAUGCACUUCAGCGUCAGACUCCCUUUAAUUGAACAAAGUGAAUUUUACGCAAAUUUGAUGUAUCGCGAAUCCAGCCCCGGUUAGGCGGGUAACCCCACCUUGAAACGUUUACAUGCAAAAUUAGACCCGAGCUGAGAGAGUGACCCUCUAUGGCAGAUUCGGCUACCCGCCUUGGAGGGUCACCCCACCUGACAUGUAAACGUGAUCAAUUAAAAAAGAGUGAUUAUAUGGACAAGCGGGUUACCCCACCUCCAUGUAAACAGGCCCUAAGACAAUUACAGGCCGGCUAGUAAAUAACUUUACGAUAUAUUUAAUACUUUUUUGUUUUUAUUUUUUCAGCCAAAGUCUGAUCUUGCUGCAUUGCUUCAGGUUCUCUGCUGUAUUUUUUCUGAAAGUCCACCGGUGUAUUCCAAACUAGCACAACCCCAGCCACAGGCUGCUCAUCAGCCGACAUCAACAGGGUACUGUUAAAAUAGCCUAUCUAGUACUUUUACACUCUGACAACUGUUUGUCCUGUAGGAAAUUUCUGGGUGAUACACCUAGCCUGUGUACCUGGCCUUUUUCUUUGGUGAGUGGAGUGUGAGCUUACGGCGAACCCACAAAAAUGAGCGUCGAAACCAGAAAAAGGAGCAACAAAGCCGCGAGAACGAGCGGCAAAGCCACGAAAAUGAGCAACGUAGCCACGACAAUGAUCGACGAAGCCUUGAAUAUGAGCGAGGAAGCGGCAAAAAUGAGCGGCGGAGCAGCGAGUAGGUUUCUCGUUGUUCCGUCUCAUUCUCCUCGUGGCUUCGCCACUCGCUUGUUGCCUUCCCCUUACAAAACCGCCAGGUACGUAGGCUACGAUACACCAACCACCAUGAUAACCUACACAAAUGGAAUGUAACAUGUUAUUGCGAUUAUCGACUGACACGAUCGAGACAAACCAACCAUUUUUGAAGUGAAAAAGGCGAGUACCUCUUUGAAUAUUUGGAUAUCCCAAAUGAGCGAAGCUCGUACCAGUUCACUUUCAUCAAGUUUUGCCAUUUGAAUGUUAUUGCAGUUCAACUUUUGCCCAAACAAGUUUAUAUCGCAAUUCAAAAAAAAUCUUCGUCAAUUCCUUAGAGAUUGCUACGGAGGCUAAUGAAAAAUACAUGUAGUUUGUCCGCGUAAUCUGUACAAAAGCAAGUACUUGCGUAGAGUCAUUUUGUCCUUUUUUUUAUCCGAGUGACAUUGCCCUGGAGUCAUCGUCGUAGCUUCCUUAAGUCCGAUAGCUGCUUUUGUUAGCCGAAAAAGUGUUUUGUCUUGAAUUGGCUUCCCCAGCUUGUGGCCUUUGGAAGUUCUUUGGAGUUCUGGACAAAUAUGCGGAAGGAGAGGUGAAGGCCUGAAAUGCUGGAAUUAACCCGGGCAUUCCCUCAGAGAGUUUUGGCUGAAAAACGUCGUGCGAAGCGGAAGGUCCUCGAGCCUUCCUUUACUAGCCCGGAUUGUUGAACCUUUGGAUAGCGCUAUCAAGCGGAUAAAUCACUAUCCACCGGAUAAAUACCACGCAGAAACCAAUUGUUUUAUCCACUGGGGUGUGAUAGCGUUAUCUACGUUUUGAGCAACUGGAGCCUGGUCAUUAUCUCGCCAAACAAAAGAAACCAAAACUACCCAAACCUUUGUUUGCAAAUCGAGUAUAAUGCCAGUUAUUGUUUCUGAUGGUCAAUUACACCUUUCGGAGAUCCAGGAGGCAAAAUUUCGAGUCUUUGAGCAAACUUUACAUUUUCCUUCUCUUCUGCCCUCUGUUUUCUCUUCUUGUACCCUGUGUUAGGAUUUUUUCUCAAAAGCCCUAGGAAGUACGUAUAUACGAAGAGAGGAUAAGGGGACAGAGAAGGCAUCCCCCAUACACACCCUAUUCCAUAGGUAAUUCGUCUCGAGUUAUUUUUAACACCACAGGUCUCAAGGGGGAUUAGACAAAACCCAAUCACAUAGCGCGAAUGUGUUCCGCGUGGAUGACCCACGCUCAGAGGCACGCGUCCUUCACGAAUUGACGCAGAACAAAAUGGCGGAAGACGCGGAGAGCGAUAUUGUUAUUCGUUUUGUCGACGAAAACGACUACAGAGAGAUUUCUGCUAAAGCUGUGUCAGCGAAACGGAAAUUUAAAAAGAAUCGCCCUUCCUCUCUUCUAUAGAGCUGACAGUACAGCAGGAAAUCCUUAACACACUGAGUAUUCCCUCAGGAUCAUUUAUAAUUUACAGUUUGAAGAGAGCUAUUUCUGGUUUGAUAUUUAUUCUUUUAUUAGUCUUUUAUUAUUCAACAACAAUAACACUUGGCGUCCUACUUGCUUUAUUGUACAAACGACCGGUUUCAAUAGACGGGCGAAAUUUCUCAUUUUAUUAAAGCACUGAGGUUACGACAACUUCAAGCUAAACUGAUUUCACGGGUUGACAAAAGAGUCCAGCGAUUCCCUUUUCCCAGGUAAGCGCCGACUAAUUUCCUUCAAUAUUCAGGAAUGCUCUCGAUCUCUUUACGCUUUCAUUGCCUUUCGCCCGACAUGUUUUGCACGGCGAUUAGUCAUGCAAAACCUCCACCAAACAUCCACGCAGCGCGCGAGGUAACUUUAUCCCGAUUCCAAAAAUAACUCGAGACGAAUUACCUAUGGAAUAGGGUGUGUAUGGGGGAUGCCUUCUCUGUCCCCUUUAUCCUCUCUUGGUAUAUACGCGUUAGUAGUGGAUGAAGAACAAAUUAAAAUUGUUACUGGAUUAGGACAAAAAUUCAUAUAACCUCGUUCUCAGCCUGUGUCUAAGAAAGAUGUCUGCUUCUUCUUUUAGAAUGGCAUUGGAUGUCAAACUACCAAAAGUUAGCACAACAACGGUGAAUCUGGAUGCUCCAUUAAGGAGCAGACUUGCAAAGGUUAGAAAAUCUGUGAACAGAUUGUGUUCGUUUACAAACUGGCUUUUACCCUGGCUUUAGUUAAGUGAUGAAGCAUGCUUCAUUGACAGAUUCAAAAGUUCUUAUUUGUUAAGCAGGACAGGGGUUGCGAGCCUGGGGGAAUAUGGUGCAGGAGGGCUGCUACGGGAGGCGGACGGAGGAAACGGCGGGUGGGUGGGAGUUCUAAAAGAAUGAGAAGUGGGAGAAAUAGGGGGGGAAAUACGCAACAAUGAUUAAUAUUUCGCAAUCGUAAAAGUGCACAAGGGAGGAAGACCAGUGAAGACGUUUAAGGAAAAAGGGGCGGAAGCCAGGAACGGCAUAGUACGAGAGGCAGGAGGCUUGGACCCCCCAUCCCCCGACCCCAUCCCCCACUUAUUUGGCCCCGUUUGUACCUACCUUGAACCCGAUUGAGCGAUCAUAAAUAGUUAAAAUCUAUCAUUCAAAAUGAAGUGUCGUGUUGCUUAAAGUUUAAAGUUAUUAUUUUUUAAAGCACUAGCGUACAGAGGAAACUGUCAUUGAAGAUAGGUCUUAGGAUCUGUCCUUGGUUAUUUUAUUUUAUCAGUAUAAGCAUGCAGAGUUGUGUCGCCAAGAUUGUGCAAGAGCGCUCCAUCGAUACAACAACCUCUCACCUGAUCUGCAAAAGUUCAGUAAGUACGCUGGUUUGCCUUUUGCCUACAUUACGUAAAAAUAAAAUAAAGAGAGCAGUGCUGGAUCCAGACCUUGAGAUAAGGAGUGGGGGACGGGGCCGUCAUCCAACCCUUAGAUAACGGAAGGCUCACUCUCCAAAGAAAAUUUUUUCCGCCCUUCGAGCCUCAGCUUGGUCUAAAAAUAAGGGGGGAACCGCCCCCCCCCCCCGGGUCCCUCCUCUGGAUCCGCCACUGGAGAGUGCAAUUCUGAAGGUAGGCCCGAUUCAAACGUCGUGCUACUGCCGUGCCGAAAUAAAUUGAUCGAAUUAAGUUCGACUUUGUUAGCACGGCAGUAGCUCCACGUUUGAAACCAAGUCGUGCUACACGGCAAGCUUUGCCGUGCCACUCGGCGGUAGCUCGACUUGGUUUCAAACGUCGCGCUAUUGCCGUGCCGAACUCAAUUCAUGAAUUAUAAAUACAAUAGAAUACAUUUAGAAAGUUUACUAAACCGUUUCUUUAUUUUUGUGUUUUGUUUUCGGCAACAGCCGUUCUAUUCGACUUAAUUAGAUUCUACGUCUGAAACCAAGUCGUGCUAGUGUCAUGCUGCAGUGGAGCUACAGUCGAGCCAGCUUAGCACGGCAGUAGCACAACGUUUAAAACAGGCCGUUCUGUUUUUGUAUUUCUGUAAAGCUAUUUAUUUUAAGCUUCAUUCAUCACGUCACCAAUUACGUCAUGACGAAAUCUGCUUGCAAUUGCGUAGUUGAUUGUAAUUUAAAAACAUGUAAGUAAAAACCCGAAAAAGUUUUUCCAAUGGCCGUUCACUGUAGAGUUACUCUUUUUCUUAUUUCUGGCGUUUUACAGGUAAAAGUGGUGCGCUUAAAGUUCAAUUUCAAUAAUUAUAAGAUAUAAUGAAUACUUAAUCAUAAGCAGGAAUAUAUUGUGUGAAUAAUAUUAUGAUUUCUUCGACAGUACAUAAUGACGGCAGAGAAACUGAAUUACUCGCUUUGGAUGGAACUCUUCCAGUAGUGAUUAGAGGUAAAAUUAAACUGAAAGUCUCAGCUAGGUGUGGUCUUUUCUUGAGUAUACUACACUUACUUUAAAGCGUUGCGCAAACGGACGCGUCCGUUUGCACAUCCGUGUUGUUGGGACUUGUUUCGCGAAGUUAGAAACCGGUCACACGUUUAGCUACGUGAAAACGGACGCAACAACUCCCAACCAAAUGUUGGGAGUUAUUGUGUCCGUUAUUGUGUAUGUUGAUCAAUUUUUUCACAAUUGCAGGUGUAGCAUACAACAUUCCAGUGUGUAUAUGGCUGCAAGAAAGUCACCCGAAAGUUGCCCCUUUGGUGUUUGUUAAACCCACCAGCAGCAUGGCUAUCAAACCAUCGCAUCAUGUGGACACAAACGGCAAAGUUUAUCUUCCUUUCCUACACGAAUGGUCUUAUGUAUGUGACGUUAAGUAUCCUUAUUCAGCUAUAAUGAGUGUUCUUAAAAGAACAAAAUAGAGUAUAAAUGGGUCGCUAGACAAUUGUAGGAUCCGGUGAAGUUCUCCUUUACACAAAAAGCUAUGCAUGGAUGUACGUCGCAAAGGGUAUAAUGUUUUUAUCCCUUUGGUCUGAAAUUUCUUUCAGGUUUGAAACUUUUAGGUAUGAUAUAUAGUAAGCUUUUUUGGUCUCUUUCUUUCAUCAUUUGCCACUCUGAAGAGGGGUUCAGGUUUGAAAUACGGUAAGGAAAAUCUGACUAAGAAUACUUUUAAAGAAGCAUGCCCGCCCAAUCCGCCCGCCCCUACCCGAAGUUACCCUAAUUUAACUCUGGAUAAAUUCCGGGUCAGUCACAAUGCAAUUCACACAUAGAAACACAUCCACAUACUGACACACACAAAGCUACAAAGUUACAUACGCUCAGGCCAUUGACUUGUGAGCUAAUCGCCUAAUUUUUCAGAAAACAAAAUAAAUGGGAUUCUUAUGGAGAAGAUAAUCGAUGAUCGUUUACCCUGCGAGCAGCAGUUUCCCCAGGCCGAACAGGAGAAACCACUGCUCGCGGGAUAAUGAUCGAUCGGUUGGGUAACUCUUAUAGACUUUAAAACUUUAAACUUUAAUCAGGUUCCAGGUUACAAAAUCAUUAGAAUACUAAAUACUGAUAAUCUGACUGGUAGGCUCAAAACAGAACACAAGAUUCCUUUAAAAAUAAGCCACCUGCUAUUAGAUGAAUAACCUAUCGAUUACACAAUUUUAAAAAGGAAUAAACAUACUGACUAUUAUUGCAAAUACUCCUACUAUUUUUUGAUGAUCGAUCAUAAAAUCUCAUCUGAUUCUCUACACUUACUCUCGAACUUUUGAAUAAUGCUGAUGUUUUAGUCUAUGCCAACUUUUGAGAGGUGUACAUUCUAUGCUUUAAACAAAUCAACCGUAAGUUGACGACAAAACAAGAAAAAGUCUUUUUGUACUUUUUUUAGUACUAUUUUUACAAAAUUAUAUUCUACAACAUUUUUUAACAUGUUUAAUGUUUUUAUAUUUCAGCCGAAAUCUGAUCUUGCAUCACUGCUUCAGAUCCUCUCCUGUGUGUUUGCUGAACAUCCACCUGUUUACUCUAAGGCUGCAUAGCUGACCUCCAACGGCGUGGUACCCCCCCGGUAUACAUAAAUAUAUACUAGGGACCUCAAGAUGCGAGGACGACGACGGCAGAGAAAACGUCGCUUAAAAGGGGAAUUCGCGUUUUAUCAAACUUCGUCGCAAUUAUUUCAAAUCACUUCGUAAAAUACAUGGAUUUGAAUCCCGAUGAGCCUUAUCCAAGUUCAGAAAGAGAAAGAAAAUUUCCUCGUUGCUUGUUUACUUCCUCCAUAAAACGUGACAUUAGGCAUUUUCAGGUCGUAGUCUUGCAGUGACGACAACGGGAGUACAAAAAAUCGUGUUGCACGUGCAAAGUUGUUGUUUUGCUACCUAUUCCUUUUUCGGAUGUUCUCGUGACGGUCGCCGUCAUAGGUUCCUACGUACUGUAUGAAUUAAGGGUACCGCUCCAAUAAGUUGCUGCUAUUAACCAAGCUGCUACUAUUAUUAAAGGAUCGAGUUUUGCAAACCAGUUUGUAAAUGCAGUGCUCAUAUGACUGUAAAUUGUUGAUUGAAUUUAUAUAUAUAUUGCUGCUUUCUAAUAUCUGCCAGAAGUAGUCUGUGGGUCUCUAUAGAUUUAGCCGUGAAGAGGACUAAAGGCAAAACUCCGGUUAAUAAAUGUAUAAUCAAAGCUUCAAAUGUUAAACCUGUAACCAUUGCAAAGAAGUCACUUGGAGUGUCUGGAGUUGAACCUGCGACCAGUUGUAAACUAGUAACUUGUCAGCGGGCACUUUUAACAGAAAGUGUAAAAUUUCAUUAGUUUCUCCGUGGGGCUUACGAACGGGUGGACGGAUGGAAGUACGGUCACAUGACUAUCAAUAAAAUUUCUCCAACGGAUAGAUAACAAGAUUUUCUUAGCUAUGGGGCUCCGCUAAGCGCGCGUGUAGUGCGCGCGUGUAGUGUUAAUGUAUCGAUAAUGGAAAAUGCAAUACUCAAUAAAUUUGCUGGC
Porites lobata is the source of this 11440-nucleotide messenger RNA. NCBI's taxonomy places the organism in Eukaryota, Metazoa, Cnidaria, Anthozoa, Scleractinia, Poritidae. The record is from the annotation of a GenBank genome assembly.